UCAUGUCUCAUUCGUAAACGACAGAGGUACUCGACGUUAUACAUUACACUCAUUCGUAAACAACCAGAGGUUUUCGGGGUUUUUGCUUUCUCUCUAUUUUAUCGGGCAUUUUUGCCUCUCUUAUUUGUUUCUUUGGGGACGACUUUCAUUUUGGUUUCCCACGCUCCCAGAAAGGGAUGUACAUUAGACUCACCUCCUAACAAGAAAACAUCAAUCCACCGCUUUAAUAACAUAUUGGCCUAUAUUAUGAAAUUCCUCAUUUUAAUACUAAGUUAUAUAUUGACAUAUUGUCAUGCAAGUCCUCGACUUGUAGAUCCCACAAAGACCACCGUUUAUGGAAGUGGCUUAGAGCCGGAUAAAAUUGUUUUACCGGCUAGAUUUUUCUAUAUACAUGCCGCUGGAGAUGAUGGACAAAUGUUUAAAGAAUCACCUCCGUUGAACUUUGAUGUACAAAUCGAGGGUAAAUCGCCUCAUGGAGCCUGUCGUUCCAAGGUGGAUAUCAUAAAUCGUGGUGAUGGCUCCUUUAUUGCCCGCUAUAGCAUCAUUAGCGAUUGGUGUGAUAAGAUGAUUAUCAAUGUGCGCUACAAUGGUUCCCAUGUAGCCAAAUCGCCAUACUAUAUACGUGAUUUGGUGUAUUCCGAAAAAUGUUAUUGUCCCCGGGAUCUCAACAUUUGGCUAAUUGACAAUGAGUGUAAAUCUGCCAUGCAGGAAGAUCAAAUCGUUAGCGAUUUACAUUCAUUUAAACGGGUCAACUUCAGCAUGAUACGUGAUAAUUUGAUUAAACGUUAUAAUCAACCGGAGAGUGUAUCGUUGUGCCACUAUGUGGUUAAAGAUCAACAAAUUUGGCGUAAAUGUUAUGGCAAAUAUGAUGGCUUUAAAAUGUUUAUGGACGCCACGCUUUUGGCAUUGGGUCGUGUUGUGGCCUUACCCGAUAUGGAAUUCUUUUUGAAUCUAGGGGAUUGGCCAUUGUCACGUAAGGGUGGUCAACAACGUACCUCCGGUCCGUAUCCAAUAUUUUCAUGGUGCGGCAGUGACGAUUCCCAUGAUAUUGUUUUGCCCACAUAUGAUUUGACUGAAUCGACUGUGGAAAAUAUGCAGCGUGUAUCGUUGGAUGUACUGUCUGUGCAGCGUGAAAAAUAUCCCUGGUCUAGCAAAGUUGACAAAUUAUUUUGGCGUGGCAGAGAUUCACGCAGGGAACGUUUGGAUUUGAUUGCUAUGGGACGUAAACAUUCGGACAAAAUUGAUGCGGCUCUAACGAAUUUCUUCUUUUUCCGCGAUGAAGAACAUAAAUAUGGACCCAAGGUACCGCACAUUAGCUUUAUGGAAUUCUUUAAGUACAAAUAUCAACUGAACAUCGAUGGCACUGUGGCCUCAUAUCGUUUACCUUAUCUGCUGGGCGGUGGCUCGACAGUACUCAAACAAACAUCACCGUAUUAUGAACAUUUCUAUCACAAACUCAAAGCCCACCAACAUUAUCUACCCAUCAAGAGGGAUUUAUCUGAUCUCAUUGAAACCAUAACAUGGUUACGUGAAAAUGAGGAUAAGGCCCUGGAGCUGGCUAAAAGUGCCCAGGAGUUUGUAAACUCCAAUUUAACGCCCAGACAUAUCUAUUGUUACCACAUGGCUCUUUUUAAGGAAUGGAGUCAACGUUUGGUCUCACCUGUCAUGGUUUUACCGGGCAUGGAAAAACUCGAACACACCCACAGUUGCAGCUGCAAAGAAACCUAUACUCGCGAUGAGCUGUAAUUUUGACAAGUCACAGUAUUUAUUUUACAUCAUUCCCAUCCAUUAUCAAAUGAAUACUCUAGAAUAAUAUUCUUUGCUUUUAUCGAUUCAUUUUUUUGAUAUAUAGUGUCCAACAAAAAGAUAUUUAUUUAUAAACAUAUUCAUAUGCCAUAUACACUCAAUUCACUUUAUAGACAAAACUAGGCAAAAUACUUUGUAGAUGUGUUUUUAGCAUAAAACUCUAGUAAAAAUUAAACAAAAGAAUCUCGUAUAUAUUUUUGAUCUAUUUAGAUAUAUAUGUAUUUAGCACAUUUUUGCACACAUUUUAGAUUUUUAGAAUCUCAUAGAUUUUAAAAUAAACGAAAUAAAUUCAUCAUAAAAAUA
Musca domestica (house fly) is the source of this 2109-nucleotide messenger RNA. Its product is annotated as protein O-glucosyltransferase 2. The transcript has 4 exons. The record is from RefSeq and is a predicted model, not a curated record. NCBI's taxonomy places the organism in Eukaryota, Metazoa, Arthropoda, Insecta, Diptera, Muscidae. The coding region runs from base 247 to 1746 and encodes 499 amino acids. Gene Ontology annotation, cellular component: endomembrane system. Gene Ontology annotation, molecular function: glucosyltransferase activity; protein binding.